Messenger RNA from Diversispora eburnea, 213 nucleotides. The record is from the annotation of a GenBank genome assembly. NCBI's taxonomy places the organism in Eukaryota, Fungi, Glomeromycota, Glomeromycetes, Diversisporales, Diversisporaceae.
AUGUCCAGUCUUUCCACUAAAUCGGGAAAUCUCGAGUUCGACGAAGCUUCUCAAAAAGAACUCGCAAAAUUUCUUGAAGGCGAGAACUCAAAAAUGAGACUUCAACAAUCGAUCCAUACCUUUACCGAUCUUUGUUGGGAUAAAUGUGUCACUAAAAUCAGUAACAAAAUUGAUCGUGUAAAAAGAUUAGAAGAAACACGAAACAAACUUUGA